This is a messenger RNA of Racocetra fulgida, 1059 nucleotides long. NCBI's taxonomy places the organism in Eukaryota, Fungi, Glomeromycota, Glomeromycetes, Diversisporales, Gigasporaceae. The record is from the annotation of a GenBank genome assembly.
AUCCGGGUAUACCAAAUUUAUGGCCAUUUAAGAAUCAACUUUUAAAUAAAAUUGAUCAGCAAAAACGGAAGAUCGAAGACGAAAAACAACGCCAAAAGGAAGCCCGUAACGCUUUGUUCAAUAAGAAUCGUAAUCUCAAUUUUUCAUCACUUGCUGAAGACGCAUCAAAGCGUGAUGUAGCUUUUGAAAGUGGCCCUAACGAUCCCAAUGAAGCUGAAGACGAGAUUUCUACAGCAAUGGACGCUGUAGCUAUUGGCCACAAAGAUAAUUCACACAAAGCAUAUUAUAAAGAAUUCCAAAAGGUCAUUGAUGCUGCUGAUGUUAUAUUGGAAAUUUUGGAUGCUCGUGAUCCGUUAGGACAUAGGACCAAACAGUAUUUACGUAAAGAAUAUCCUACUGUGGCUUUCAGAUCUUCAACGCAAACACAGCGCAAUAAUCUUGGGCGUGCAUCUACAGCAACAAUUUCAGACAGUAAUUUACAGCAUGGUAGCGAAUGUCUAGGUGCAGACGCUUUGAUUAAUCUACUUAAAAAUUACUCUCGUAGUUAUAAUAUUAAAACUUCAAUUGUUGUCGGAGUAAUUGGUUAUCCUAAUGUUGGAAAGUCAUCUGUGAUUAACUCUUUGAAACGAUCUAAGGUGUGUGGUGUUGGAGCCACACCCGGUUUAACGAAACAUGCACAAGAAAUUCAUUUGGACAAAAACAUAAAAUUAUUGGAUUCCCCGGGAAUUGUGUUCGCUCGUGAACAAGAUGAUAAAUAUUCCGAAAUUUUAUUAAAGAAUUGCGUUAAAAUUGAACUAUUGGAUGACCCAGUUUCACCUGUUGAAUUGAUCGUCUCUCGGUGCUCGCCACAACAACUCAUGAACAGAUACAAUGUUCCUAUGUUUAAAGACACCAAUGAUUUCCUUAUACAUGUUGCUCGUCAAAGAGGAAAAUUGAAACGCGGUGGAAUUCCCGAUAUUGAGGCGGCAGCGAGAAUUGUCUUGCAAGAUUGGAAUUCUGGAAAGAUAUCUUAUUACACUAUGCCACCUACUUCAACCAAAGAUCCCAUAGUAGUUGAUA